AGAAAGAAGGGGAAAAAAAAACCGACCGGUGAAGGGAGAGAAAUAAUAAUAUGUGUAUGGGGAGGGGCAGCGCGCUUGUUCCCGGUGACGCUUUUGGUUGUUCGACGUCACGGGAAAACCUCCGUUCUCGUCCGCCGCUGCGAUCGAACGCGUUCCGACUCUUUCCUACUCAACAGCCGAAACCAGGAACUGUCAAUCACACCCGAUUAAUUAUUAUUGAGGCCAGCGUGGAUUGAAGGAAUUGCCAGUGGAAAAUAUUACUUACUGGUUACCCCACGCUCCCGCAAUGGCGUCCCGAUCCCCCACUGCCGCCAUCACUCCCCUGCCAAAGCUGUCUUCCGCGCCCGAGACCCCUGCCAAAGACCCGACAGCUACCACCACCACCACCACGACGCCGCAAGCCGUGCCUUUUCCACCUCCGCAGACCUUAGAUAUCAUCCCACCAUUGCACGGUCUUCUCCUUCGGUUGCUUUCUCCCUCGAACAAUGCCACGGGCCCAGGAGCUGCCGGAGAUGCCACGGGCGCGGGAGGUCCUUCAGACGCUCAGUCUCAACAACAGCAACAGCAGACAGCGACGGGAAGCGGAAAUGGCCAACAUCCUGCAGUAGGGCCUGCCUCCAUGGCCGCUGAAAUCGCCGCCCUUAGUUCCAACGCACCUCCUCCGCUUGACAUCAAAGACCUCCCCACGGAAGCCAGCUCCAUCAAGAUCCGGAUCCAAAAAGCACAAGCAGUGGUGGAAGGACUUCCAGAUGUGCAGCGUUCUGUUGCAGAGCAAGAUCAGGAGAUUGAUGAGCUCGAGGACCGUAUUGCCAAACUGCAAUCGGUCAUCUCUGACUUUGGGAGAAGAGCCGGUCAGACGAACUCUCAACAAUCCAAGAUGCAGACUUGAGGACAACGUUGGCAUAUAUGGACAAUACAAUCAAGGUUCUCCUAGCGCUUUCAGUUGGGCAGGAAGCUAUUGUUGGGCGGCUCGAUCACUGGGAAGGGACCUUGGCUGUCAACGGACAGAUGCGCUGGUCUUGUGAUAUAGCAGACAUUCUAGGGAUCUGCCAACUCGGUCAAUAAGCAGUACGCGACCUCUGUGGAAUUAACAUCCCGGAACGAUUCACACGAAACCAACUCGAUCACGCAUGCUCUUUGAACGUAAUGUAUGGGCGAUGUGACAGC
Messenger RNA from Aspergillus glaucus CBS 516.65, 1167 nucleotides. Its product is annotated as RNA polymerase II mediator complex middle subunit MED9. Gene Ontology annotation, molecular function: transcription coregulator activity. Lineage: Eukaryota; Fungi; Ascomycota; Eurotiomycetes; Eurotiales; Aspergillaceae. Gene Ontology annotation, biological process: regulation of transcription by RNA polymerase II. Gene Ontology annotation, cellular component: mediator complex. The transcript has a single exon. Bases 287 to 889 code for a protein of 200 amino acids. The record is from RefSeq and is a predicted model, not a curated record.